This is a messenger RNA of Dermacentor andersoni, 1528 nucleotides long. The record is from RefSeq and is a predicted model, not a curated record. NCBI's taxonomy places the organism in Eukaryota, Metazoa, Arthropoda, Arachnida, Ixodida, Ixodidae.
CCUCUGCCGGUAGGAAACUGUGGGAGUUGCCAUUCCAGAAUUUUCUUGUAAAACCUCCUUGCAAUUUGCAUAUCUGCUGCAGCAGCACGUGCCGACGCUGCACGCGGUGGAGGCGAGAAGAAGCAGAAGAGGCGUCCUCGGCCACCGCCACCGUAGCCACUCAAGCAGAAAAAGAAUGAACUCUACCGAAGCAGCAUACGAGCCGCUGCCGGGUUCAAUUUCGAUCUUCAAGAGAGAUAGGCCCGUCUUCGAGUUCAACUUCAACGACUACAUCGGAACGGUCAAUGGUCUCUUCAACUUCAUGGAGAUCCUGGGCGGUCUCACGCUGGCCGUGUUGCUGUCCUCUUCGGACCCGAGGAGGGCGGGGGACUCGAAGGCCGAGCGCUUCCUCUGCGGCUCCGGCUACACCUUCAGCUUCAACGGCUUCUACAUGAUGGUCGCCAGCAUGCUGAGCUACACCUCGGCCGUCUACCUGCCGGCGCUCUUCUACGUAAGUGAGCUACACUGCGCACAUCACGCGUUCGCGUCUGAAGGAAUAAGGACGUGGGAUACAUUUCCGGCUCACCCAUUUGUGCGAAAGACAACUGAAAGUCAAUUUUGCGCGUCUUCGUCAGCUGCCUCUUCUCGCGGUAGGUGUCUAUGUGGGAGAUACGAUCAACUUUUGCGGGGUCUCGCCUGAAUCUGCGAGCUGCAGCCUCCCUCUCCAGCUUGUACCACGGCUGAUCUGAACUCUGUCUUCGUUCAAACUGCUAAAGACUGGAACCAUCUAGCUGCGGAAGCGGUGCACCACUCCAGUCAUUCGUCAUUCAAGGCAUUCAUUGAAAACACGACCUAGAUAUGCCCACCCCUCGUUUAAAACCCCAAAUGGGGAUCUUGAGGUAUGAAUAAAUAAUUAAGCCGGUGCCACUGUAAGCCGCUUUAUUCAAAUCGGUCUAUAACUCACACCUUUUCACCUCAAGGGUGUAUGUGUGAUUUAUAAACCGAAAACACCUUUAAGGGUGUAAAUUGGUUUACUGUGCACCGGACAAGUCGGCGUAUGCCGCUGACAGCGUCAUGGUGUAUACAGUGUCAUCGAAAGUGGCCGCUUGAGAAUGUCGCCCCCCGAACAACUAAAAAAAAAAAAGAAAAAGCUUCACUUCCUUCUGCAAGGUAUAUGCCACCGUAGCUGAUGACUUUUACGAGACGCGUUCGUCGGGAAAAUCCGCUGUGCACUUCGUAUUGUGAUGCGCCGUCGUCUUACCGGUUCAUCAAGGCUUCGCUUAGACCGCUUCCCACAGUGCGUGGGAUGUGAAUGACUUUUUUUUUCUUUUGCACGAGAUGAAUGGUAUAAGCCCUCCAAACCAUAGAAGAAAAAAAAAAAAGACGCUUGUAAAUGCCAGGGUGCCCCAAAUAACCCCUUUAGUCACGAAAUAUGGUGGACUGUCAAUAAACGUGUCAGUUAUUUGAUUACAAGCCUCUGCAGAUUCCAUUGAAAGGAGGUCGAGGGGGUACGUUGAUGCAGAGCACAUUUUCAUACAUUACACAUCAA